AUGCUGGGCAGACGCCCCCUCAGCCCCAGCUUCCAUGCCGCGCCCCGGUGGGAACCGCAGCCCGGGGGGCCCGGCCCCGCCAAGCGCCGCCGAAUCCAGGAGCCCGCGGGCCCCGAACACGGAAUGGCGCCCGGCCUGCAGGGCCCGGCCGAGCCCAGGGCCGCCGCCGCGCUCACCUCCGUGGUGGUGCUGGCCGCUGGCUGCGCCCUGCAGCUGCCUCUGGACAGCGGCGUCGACCUGAUGCUGGAGCCCGCGCCCACGUCGGUGCUGCGAGUGCGUCUGGGCGGGCACACCCUCGUGCUGGUGCCCGAGGCGCUCUGGGGCGCGGGCGCGGGGGCGCGCUCGCCCGGCGGCCUGGAGCCCCGUGCUCACCUGGACGCUCCCGGGGGAGGCGUCGCCGUCCAGCAGGGAUUCUUCUGCGCUUUUGUCCCAGAGAUCGCCGUCCCAGAGAUCAGCAUCCCAGAAGACACCUAG
Messenger RNA from Pipistrellus kuhlii (Kuhl's pipistrelle), 474 nucleotides. RefSeq names its product proline-rich protein 23A. The record is from RefSeq and is a predicted model, not a curated record. Lineage: Eukaryota; Metazoa; Chordata; Mammalia; Chiroptera; Vespertilionidae. The transcript has a single exon. Bases 1 to 474 code for a protein of 157 amino acids.